UGCGUUAUCAAAAUCAGGGUGUGCCAUGAGCAGCAGCAGUCAAGCAACGAGUCCAUCGCCGCUGGCCAACACAGUGCCACGCAUCGAUCUUUCCAAGCCGAGAUACUCGCAGGAUACGUACUGGGGUCGCGUGCGGCACUUUGUUGAGCUGACCGACCCGCGAACGCUGCUGGCGUCGACGGCUGAGCUGCAGAGCGCGGCCGAGCUCGUGCGCACGUACCGUGAAGGAAAGCCGGUUGCCGCUACCACCACUGUGGACGAUCUGUGGCGCGCCAAGCAAUUGGUGGACGCAAGCAUUCACCCAGACACUCAGAAACCAAUUCUGCUGCCAUUCCGCAUGGCCAGCUUUGUCCCAACCAAUCUGAUUGUGACUACUGGUCUUCUGAUUCCGAAUGCCACUGUUGCACAAACCAUCUUUUGGCAAUGGACCAACCAGAGCAUCAACGUUGCUUUCAACUAUUGCAACGCAAACAAGACCACCCCGAUGACCAACGCUGAAAUGGGAGGGGCCUAUGCCGCUGCCACCGCGACUUCGUGUGCCGUCGCUCUGUCACUCAAAAAAGUUGUGCAGAAUUCGGCCAAAUUCUCCCCGGUUGUCGCUUCGACCAUUCGACUCUUCAUUCCAUACACUGCAGUCGCGCUGGCAGGUGCCGUCAACGUGUUUUUGAUGCGUUCCAAGGAGCUACGGUCUGGAAUCACAGUGUUUGACGAAAGUGGCAACGAACAUGGAACCUCGCCUGCAGCUGGGUUCCGAGCCGUGUCUCAAGUCGCCGUCUCGCGCAUGGCCACCGCUCUGCCUUCGUUGACUCUUCCUCCGCUGUUGUUGGCGCUCAUCAACCGCUAUUCGAACAACCUUCUCGAGCGCAGGCCCCGCUUGGUGCUACCCGUCAAUCUCGCGCUCAUUUCGUGUGUUGGACUGACAACACUUCCUUUUGCCAUCGCGCUCUUCCCGCAACGUGCUUCCGUCGAUGCCGCGCAGUUGGAGCCAGAAUUCCGCAACAAAAUCAACCCAACCACUGGCCAACCGGUGCACCAGUUUAUCUACAAUCGCGGGUUGUAGUUUGCUUGUGUUCCUGGGUGAACCAGGCUUUCUUCCGCUCUUCCUUGAUAUCCUGAAGAGCGUUGACGGAUGUCUGUUUUACCGACGUUGCCAUCGUUCAUUCAUUCAUGUUUGCCAUAAAAAGGUCAACGCUG
Messenger RNA from Capsaspora owczarzaki ATCC 30864, 1194 nucleotides. Its product is annotated as sideroflexin. The record is from RefSeq and is a predicted model, not a curated record. Gene Ontology annotation, biological process: mitochondrial transmembrane transport; monoatomic ion transport. The coding region runs from base 26 to 1060 and encodes 344 amino acids. Gene Ontology annotation, molecular function: monoatomic ion transmembrane transporter activity. Gene Ontology annotation, cellular component: mitochondrial inner membrane. The transcript is spliced from 7 exons. NCBI's taxonomy places the organism in Eukaryota, Filasterea, Ministeriida, Capsasporidae.